This is a messenger RNA of Caenorhabditis angaria, 3730 nucleotides long. NCBI's taxonomy places the organism in Eukaryota, Metazoa, Nematoda, Chromadorea, Rhabditida, Rhabditidae. The record is from the annotation of a GenBank genome assembly.
AUGGCAAAAUAUCGUCGAGAAGUAAUGUCGCAGCGAUUAGUUGUGAACUAUGUUGAAGACCUCAAACCACCCAUUGAAUACGCCAAAAAAAUCACCAAAAAUGACGUCACAUUCAUCGAUGGCUACUUCACAAGUCCACACGCUUUGCUGUUUCCUGAAUCCAUGCCUGGACCUGUGGGAAGAGCGCAUUUUAGAGCGUUUUUACCGGAAAAGAAGAUGGGACCGAUUUGUAUUCAUUUGGCUGGUACGGGAGAUCAUAGCUAUUUUAGGUGAGUUACGAAACUUAUUCUUGAUUCCAUUUUUGGAGCCCCGGAGCUCAAAUAUGUCUUAAACGAUGUAAAAUUUGAAUACUCUAUGGAGCCAUCAUAUAGUGUAUCUGAAAAUCUGAAAGUUCUACCUGUAAAGCCAAAUUUUGUUCAUAACAGUUCUAAACGAUAUCAAAAUAUCAAAAUCAUUUAUGAAAUUCCUAAAAAUCGUAAAAUAAAUCAAUCAAUAGGCAUUCCACGUGUCGUAGAUGCUAAAACUCCAACUCUUGAUUUCCUCCGAAACACUUCUCUCAAUCUUUGAAAAUUAGCAAUAGUAUAAGUGAACGGCAUAAUAAAAAUGAUGUCAGAUUUAUAAUAACAAAUCAAUGCUCCUUUGAUUUCACGAUAUUUAUCUGGUAUAAAAAAUAUAAUAAUUGUUCGAACUAUUGAAAAUACGAAACAUGGCACAUUUUGCCGGAUAAUAACCAUUUCGGCAUUCCUUUUUGUUUCGGAAAAAAUCAUUGCGUUUUUUCGGAUAAAAUAGAUGAUAAUAAUAUGAAAAAAUAAUGAGAUGAAUGGAAUUGAAAAAUCAAAAUAUGCGAAUAUUUUAAGAGAAAUAUGAGGUUUUCUACCUUCUUCGCACACUGAAAAUCCUUCAAAAAUCAACAAAUGACGACAAUUAUUGACGUUUCCUAUAAAUGUGCACGUUGUGACAUAGAUAAAGUUUUUUGUAGUUGUAACAAAAUACACUAGAAAGAUCAGAAAUUGAAGGGGUUUGCCCUCAACCAAGUUUUGUAGUUUGGAAAUAUUGAGCAUAACUAUGCUUUGCCUUUGAAGUGCAAUUAGAAAUAUGAAUAACAUGCCGAUGUCUUCGACGAUUGGUUUUAGUAAAGCAAUUACGAAUGAGCUGAAAAUGAACUGAUGAUUUUGUCUGAAUUUGAAAUAACGGCUCUAUCGCAAUAUAUGGGUCCCAUGGAAAUAUAUGGGUCCGUAAAAACAUAUAAGGGUCCCUCAGAAAUUUAAAGGUCCGUUUUUUUUGAGGGUCCAUUAAAAAAAAAGUAUUUUUUCUAAUUUCAAUUAUUCAUUUUUGGUGAUUUUUUGUAAUUUUUUCACAUUUUUUUAGCCAGUCAGUAUUUUUCUAGGGGGUUUACUAAGCCUAAGCCUAAAAAAAUAAUAGAGAAAUUUUUUUCGGCUUUUCAGCUUCAUAAUUAGGCUUAGGCUUAGUAAACGCCCCGAAAAUACAAAGAAUCGUCAAAAAAUCAAGAAAAAUACAACAAAACAAUUGAAAAUUAAAAAAAAAACAUAUUUUUUCCUCCAAAAAUCAAAAAAAAAUCAGACCUAUGAAAAAAAAUCACGGAGCCUUAAAAAAAUUCACGGACCCUUAUAUUUCUGAGGGACCCUUAUAUGUUUUUACGGACCCCUGUAUUUUUUACGGACCCAUAUAUUUCCAUGGGACCCAUAUAUUGCGAUAGAGCCGAAAUAACUGACAUUCCCACACCAACUGCAAAAAAGUAUGUGAAGCUAUGAGAUUCGAGAUACAAUUUCAAUGUUAGCAUUACAAGACUGAAAGAUACAAAAUCAAAAAUAACCGAAUAGAAACAAUGUUUUUGUAAUGGAUAAAUGAUAGUUUCUUUUUCGUCGCCUGGUGAAGUGUAGAAAAGUAUUGAAUAAGGAAUAAUGAAUAAAAUACUUAUUAUCUUUGGAUAAGUUACAAGGUUAUCUAUUAGGUCUGGAUCAAUUGUUGAAUUCAUUGAGGAACUAGGAUGUAGAAUGAGUUAGGUUAUGUCAAGGUAUAAUCACGAGUUGUAGAGAGUUGCUAUUUAAUUAUAGGCUAUGCAUUUUGGUUUUUUGGAAAAGCCCUUAAUUUUAAUGAUAUUAGAUCUUCUGAACUAUGGUUUAAUAUCAAAAUCACCUGUAAGAUUGUUCUAAAACCUUGUAAUUCUAUAGAAACAUACGAAAAUUUGGUUUUUCACUAUGUACUCUUUUUAUAAUUGAGCCCCGAAGUUGAUCUUGCUUCUAAUCGAUAUAAAAACAUCAAAGCUAUCGUUCCACACCAAUAUCUAUCUGAAAAUCUGAAAUUCCAGUCUGGAAAAUCUGAAAUUCUAUAGAAACGUACGAAAAUUGGGUUUUUCACUAUGUACUCUUGGUAUAGUUGAGCCCCGAAGUUGGUCUUGCUUCUAAUCGAUGUAAAAACCUCAAAGCUAUCGUUUGAUACCCUAAUCUUGACUAUAAAAUCUGAAAUACCAGCUCUGAAAAAUCUGAAAUUCUAUAGAAACGUACGAAAAUUAGGUUUUUCACUAUGUACUCUUGAUAUAGUUGAGCCCCGAAGUUGAUCUUGGUCUUAAACGAUGUAAAAAACUUGAAGGCUAUCGUUUCACACUAAUAUCUAGCUGAAAAUCUGAAAUUCCAGAUCUGGAAAAUCUGAAAUUGUUUCAGACGCGAAUGGCUUCUGGUUGAGGAUAUGUUGAAAGAUGGAAUCGGCUCGAUAAUCAUACAAAAUCCAUUUUACGGUGAUCGAAAACCACCACAGCAGUUCAGGUGAGCCUGAAAUUAGAUGUUCAGCCUGAAAAUCUUAAAAAAAAUUCCAGAUCCUCCCUUGAGAACGUCUCCGAUCUCUUCGUGAUGGGCGCCGCCAUCAUCGCCGAAACCAACUAUCUGUUCUCGUGGGCCGCCGGCCUCGGCUACGGCCCAUUCGCAAUAUCCGGAGUAUCAAUGGGCGGUUUUAUGGCCCAAUUAUCGGGCUCGAAUGCACAUCGGCCUACUGUAAUUGUGCCGAUUCUGUCGUGGACCACUUCGUCGCCGAGUUAUACUGAUGGAGCUAUUGCGCCGGCUAUUCAGUGGCAGAAUUUACAGGUGGGUGGCCUGAAAAGCCUGAAAGUAGGCCUAAAGAGAGUAGGCCCUUUAGAGUUAAUAUAAGGAUCCAUAGGGUUACCUUAAGCUCUUGUUUUAGACCUCUUUUAGGCCCGUUUCUAGGCCUAGUUCCCAGAUUUCAGGCUCAACUGGAAGAUCAGCAUUAUUUGGACAAAAUCAAGCAAAUUCCCGAUGUUGAUUGGUUGGAUAGAAUGGUAAGGGUGUUUUUCGGGCCCAUAAAUGGAUUUAGGCCUGAAAUUUGACCAAAAAACCGAUUUUCAGCACGAAAUGACAAGUGAAAAUGGCGAUUUGCCAGCUCGAAACAUGAUGCGAAUAUUGAUGGACUAUUUUGUGAGCCUUGAAAAUUACCCCGUACCAAUUGCUCCAAAUUUGGCUCAUAUUUUUUUGGCCGACCAAGAUAUGUAUGUGUUGAGAAAUGGUGGCACCAAAAGUUAUCAGGUUUGUACUUAGCUCUUUUUCCCCCCGUCAUAAUUUCAAAAAUUCAAAUUUUUCCCCAGGAAGUUUGGCCUGGUUGUCAUGUGGAAAUGAUGGAAAACGUGGGACACGUCACCGCAUAUUUGACCAAACAUCAAGUUUGGCGCCGGAAAAUUGGACAACUUUUGAGGGAACUGUAG